CCGCAGGACACGAGAGGAGGAGGAGGAGUCAGGUAGCGGUGGUGUCUGUGCUCAGUGCAGUGGGGAGUUAUGUCUUCCCUGCGAGGCCUCAUUUUAGGGGGAAAACAGGCCCGCAUUCACCCUCUGCUCGUCAAAGUACUACCCAAUCACUUCACGAGGCGGAACUGCAGCCAGCGAGUCAAGAAGUCAGGCAAAUCUCCGGACUUUGGGCUCCUGUUUGACAUUGAUGGCGUCAUUAUCCGAGGCCAGCGCAUCCUGCCGUCCGCCCCAGAGGCCUUCACGCUGCUGGUGGAUGAUGAUGGCAGGUUCCGAGUCCCCACCGUCUUUGUCACCAAUGCGGGAAAUGCACUGCGGAGUCAGAAGGCCGAGCAGCUGUCCAAGUGGCUAGGGUUACAGGUUCACGAGGACCAGGUGGUGAUGGCACACUCCCCGCUGAAGAUGUUUGACCAGUACUUCAACAAGGAGGUGCUUAUCUCUGGCCAGGGCCCCACUACAGAGAUAGCCCACAAUCUUGGCUUCCUCAACACAACCACCGUGGACGAUCUCUGCCUCGCCUUCCCCCUGCUGGACUGUGUGGACCAUAAAAAACGUUCUGCAAAGCCUCCCGCCACCCCAGCACCCAAAAUCCCAAAGAUAGACGCUGUAAUGUUAUUCGGGGAGCCAGUGAGGUGGGAGACGUCACUGCAGCUCCUCCUUGAUGUGCUCAUGACUGACGGGGACCUGAUGGGCGCCCCGACUGCUCCCUACCCUCAUCUCCCCAUCCUGGCCUGUAACAUGGACCUGCAGUGGAUGGCGGAAGCUCACAUGCCGAGGUUUGGCCACGGUGCGUUUCUGCUGUGUCUGGAGGCGCUGUACAAGAAGGUGACGGGGAAGGACCUGAUCUACACAGCGCUGGUGGGGAAGCCGUCGGAGAUCACCUACUACCACGCCGAGACAAUGGUGCAGCACCACGCACGCUCCAUCGGCAUCACUCACCCCAUCACCAAACUCUAUGCCAUCGGGGAUAACGUUCACACCGACAUCUUUGGCAUGAAUCUUUACCGCGAGUACGUGCGUCGCCACCGCCACAGCAAGAGUCAGGUGGCCAUGCAGGGUGCGCGGGGCCUUGACCUCUCCACGCAGGACUUCCGAGGCCUCACAGCAGACCAGUGUUACUCUGUGCUAGUCAGGACUGGAGUGUACAAUGAAGAAAACGGAGAGCAGCUGCUGGAGCACUCACCGCGGGACUUCCUACCCAUUGAGGCCAAGCUACAAGAGCCCUCGCUCACUGUGAAGUGUGUGCUGGAGGCCAUUCACACCAUAUACCAGAGAGAGAAGUUUUCAUGAAGUCCCCGUUAUUGUCUCCAUCAAAGAAAAUGUACCCCCUGUCUCCUGCCCCACUCUCUCUCUCUCUUCUUUCUCUCUCUCCCCUCUCCAUGAAAGAUAUUGUGCCAUAGUAAUGUGAGUGAGGGUUCAGUGAGGUUGGCCUGUGUGGUUCGCCCUUGUGGUUUCCUGUGGUGUUUAUGUUAGGGGUCUCUAUUGUUGUUCUUGUUCUUUCUCUCUCUCUUUUUUAUUUUUUAUUUUUUUGUGGUGUCAUGUGAUGUUUAUAUUAAGAUCUAUUUCUGUUCUUGUUCUUUCUCUCUCUGUCUCUCUUUUUUUUUUUUUUUUUCUUGUGUUUAUAUUAGGGUUUAUUUUUGUUCUCUCUCUCUCUCUCUCUCUCUCUCUCUUUUGUGGUUUUCUGUGUUGUUUAUAUUACGGUCUCAAUCUUUUUUUGUUGUUCUUUCUCAUUUUCUUUCUUUUUUGUAGCGUCCUGUUUCCUGUUUCUAUUUUGCUCCUUCCUAAUUUAUUUUUCUCGUUUUGUUUUUGUCUGGCUUUCUAUCUGUUCAUUUUUCAUUUAGUUUUCAUCUCAUUCUCUGGUCUUCUCCUUUUUUCUUUUCUUUUCAUCAUCAUUAUUCAUUACUUUGUCUUUGGUGUCCCUCAUCAUUGUUUAUUUUUUCACUCAUGAUUUAUUUUUCUUCAUUAUACAUAUUUUUUUUUAGUUAGGCCAUUAUAAUUCCUUCUGUAUUCCUUUCACACCAUCUGUUAUCGUAUUCCGUUCCAUAAUUCUCUAUAUUUUAUCUUGAAUUAGUAGGAAGCAUGGUUCUAAUUACCUCAGUAGCGUCUUGCAAAGUGCCAAGGUUUUCUCUUUUCAAAUUUCUCCUUUUUUUUCCUUCUUUGUAUUUUAUCUUUUUGCUGAAUUGUCACAUAAUUUAUUCCAUUUAUUUCAGUACACUUGCAAAAUCAAUCCUUUAAUUCUUUCUUCUCAAAUUUCUCCCCUUUUAUUGUAUUCUUUUUGUAUUUCUUUACAUUUCACCACUACCUCAAAUUGAGUUAGUUUAUUUAUUUAUUUAUUUUUUUUUUCAUCCUAGUAAACUCUUGCAAAUUAAUCUUUUCUUUUUUCUCUUUGUUAUUUCUUCCCAUUUCCUUCCAAACUCGCAGGAAUGUGAUGUAAGAUUGGUACUGUAUGUUAACUUUUCUAUUGCAAAGUGACAUAAGAUUAGCACUUUCAAACCCAUCUUUUCUCUCACUUCUCGUCUCCUCCAGAUCUUGCAGGAAUGUCUAAGAUUGAUAUGAUAACCCCAAAUUUUCUGUCUUCAUUUCUCUCUGAACUACAAUUGUAAGAAUGUUAUGUAAGAUUGAAAUGGUAACCUGAUUUUUCUAACCUUUCUUCACUUCCUCCUUAUGUAAGAUUGUAAGAUUGGUAUGAUAAUUUCUCUCUCUCUCUCUCCAAACUUUCAAGAGUGUAAUGUAAGACUGAACGAGUAGCAUGACUUUCCUAUCUCUUCAUUUCAUCUAAAACUUCAACGUGUGUCAUGUGAAACUGAUAUUAUAACUUCAAUUUAUCUCCUUCAAUCUCCAAACUUGCAAGGAUUUUAUGUAAGAUGGAAAUAAUAACUCUCUCUCUCUCUCUCUCUCUCUCUCUCUCUCUCCAAACUUUGCAGGAAUGUUGUGCAAGACUAGCAUUCAAACUUCACCUUUCUGCCUCUUUUCAUCUCAUCUUAGCAUAUAGAAUUGUGAUACAAGACUGGCAAUCUACUUUAUAAGUCAUCAGGGCAUUGAGUGGCAAGCUAUUCCUCCUCCUCCUCCUCCUCCUCCUCCUCCUCCUCCUCUCCUGACCACUAAACAAGAAGCAAGGGACAAACAUUUACAAUCUUCAACAAAGUCAAAGUGUGAUACAAGACUUGACACAUUAACACUUCCACUGCAAUAUAUUUUUUUUCUUUUUUCCUUUUUUUUUUUUUUUUUUAUCUAGAAGAAUUUUCAGGUCAUGAGGAAACAAAACAAUGGUGGAAAAGAAAGUUAUAUUGAAGAUGCUAGUUCUAAAAGUCAUCCAAGAGAAUAAAAAAAAAAAAAAAAAAAAUUAUGAGGUGUCUUAAAAUAUCCCUCUUGAGAAUUAUCCAAGAGAGAACACCCAAAAAAUAAGGGUAGGAUCUUGAAAUCUGCCUCUUGAGAAUUUUCCAAGAGAGAAUAUGAAAAAUUAUGAGUGACGUCUUGAAAUCUGCCUCUUGAAAAAUUAUCCGAGAGAGAACACCAGAAAUUAUAAGUGAUGUCUUGAAAUAUACCUCUUAAAAAAUGCUGAAUUCAUAAGCACUAGGAUAAACUCAUGCAAAACCAGGCAGAGUUCAAGAAUUAACCAAUAAAUCCUCAACUUUAGUAAAUUAAUCUUUCUUUACGAACUGGCAUUUUAGUGACCAUUUAUUUACCUUGUUUUUUUUUUUUUUUUCCCUGGACACCUCUUACAUAAAAAAGGGAAAAUAUUUAAGAUCACAUGCAAGGAAAAACAAAUUAAAGACAAGAUUUUCCAGAUUAGUAUAGAAUCAAGAAGGUCAAAGUGUCUACAGAACCAGAAGAGACAGCUGUUUAGGCCCUGCAAGUGUCUAUAGAACCAGGAAGAUGCCAAUGUUAGGUCUCAAGAUGCCUGUAGAACCAGAAAGAUACCAAUAGAACAGAGAGAUACCAAUGUAGAGUCUAGAGAUGCCUGUAGAACUAUAAAGACAGCUGUAUAGGGAACCAAAAUGACUAUAGAAUGAGUCUACAGGAUCUGAAGAUGCCUAUAAAACCAGAGAGAUGCCAAUGUAGGGUCUAGAGGUGUCUGUAGAACCAUUAAAGACAGUUGUAUAGGGUCCAAGAUGACUAUAGAACCAGAAAAGACAGUUAGUAUUUAUAUCUAGAGGUGCCUUUAGAACAAAAAAUGGCAAUGUCAGGUUUCAAGAUGUGUAUAGGACCACAAAAGAGUUGUAUAGGGUCUAGAGGUACCUGUAGAACUAAAAAGAUGCCAGUAUAGACUCUAGAGAUGCCUGUAGAAUAAAAAAGACCCAUAAAACAGCUUGUGACGAAGGAAUAAAGUGGCAUAAGCAGUGGAAGAGUUAAUAAUCAAGACAGACAGACCUAACCUAACCUAACCUGACCUAACUUGACUCCAAAAAACAGCCUGUGAUGAAGGACCUAAGUGGCAUAAGCAAUGAGAGUGUUAAUAAUCAAGGUAUAGACAGACCUAACCUAACCCAAACCUUACCUAUCCUAACGUAAUGUAACCUAACCUACUUCUUCCCCUUCUCUGCAUCAAAUGAGUCGGUCACAAUUGUCUACACAAUCUCAACGAAGGACAAGUGUACGAGUCAAUCACUAGUGCCAGAUGUGAUGGUGUGUCCACGUAACUCAAGUCAGGUGUGAAGUGAAUUUGUCUUUUUCCACUGUGUUGUCUUGUGUUAUGCUUUGCUCUCUCACCAUGACAGUUUUCCAAGGCUACAGAGAUGACUAGCCAGGUUUUCAAGAGAGUUUCACCUUAUAAUUAACUGGAAAUCCUGCUAAUCCAUCACCACAAUGAUAAAAAUACCUUUAUAAACAUGAAUAUCUUUAACUAGAGCCUUUGGGAAGCAGUGAUGUUGAGAGAGCAAAGAGCAAAGAGUUUCAGAAUAUGUUACUGGCCUCCCUGUUGUGUUGAGAAGAGUCUGGGUUUGUGUGGCUUGGCUGGGGAUCAACUGAGGGAGAGAAUGUUUUGAGUUGUGUGUUUUAGUUAGAAAGAUGAUGCAAUGUGAAACGAGAGGUAAAAUGUAUAUUGUGAAUGUUUUAGAGGUAGAAAUGUGAUGUGAUGUGCAAGGGAGAUGAAAAUAGAUGAGUUAUGAGAGCUUUAUAGAUAGUGAAGCUUAUGUGAUGUGAAACUGAGAGGCUAGAUGUAUGUUAUGAGUGUUUUAAAAGAUAGAAGUGUGAUGUGACAUGAAAUUGAGAGGAAAAUAGAUAUGUUAUGAGUGUUUUAAGAUUACUAUUUUUUAGAUUUAAGAAUGAGUAAGAAAUAUGCAAGAGUUCACUACAUUGGACACAUAUGGUGAGGUGAUGUGAAGCUGAAAUGAAUGAUGUAUGUUCUGAGUGUUUUAAAGAUGGAAAUGUUACGUGAUGUGAUACUGAGAGGAAAGUAGAGGAGUUGUGAGUGUUUUAAGAUGAAUAUUUUUCAGCUAGAGAGGUGAUGUGAUGUGAAACUGGAAUGAAAAUUGUAUGUUGUGAGUGUUUUAAAGAUAGAAAUGAUAUGUGAUGUGCAAUUGAGAGGAAAAAUGUAUGAGUUAUGAAUAAUUUAAGAUAGAGAAGCAAUGUGAUGUAAGUUUGAAAGGGGAAAUUGAUGUGUGAUGUGAAAUUGAGAGGGAAAAUGUGAGUUCAGAGCAUUUUUAAGAUGGAGAAGCAAUGUGAUGUAAGGUUGAGGGGGAAAAAAUGUACAGGUCUUUUUUAUUUAUAAGAUUGUGUGCUGAUAGAAAGAUACAAGACUGAGUGGGUGAAUAUAAGAGCUUUUGAUGUUCUUUAAGAUGUAAGAACAGGUAAGAAACAUACAAGUGUUCAUCACAUUGGAUGCUAAACUCAGAAAAUGUGAAAAAAGUACAGAGGAUUAGAGUGAGUGGUAGGGAAACACAAGGUGAUGUAAGGUAUGUACUAUAUUCCUUGACCUUUUGGUUAUAAAAAAGAAUAUAAUAUAGCACACACUUUGCAUCAUACUGUGUUUCCCUACCACCCACUCUACACACUUGUCGAGAUAAAUAAAUGAUUACUCAGAGAAAAGACAGAACGUAGAAUUCAGAUACAAAAACAAUGGAGAUAUGGGAGACAACACGUGGCUGACUGAAAUAACGUUCCUUGCACUGACGCACUCACACACUUCACACCAACACAUUGAUGCACUCACACACUUGACACACCAACACACUGACGCACUCACACACUUGACACCCCAUCACACCAACACAUUGAUACACUUACGUACACACUUGACACACCAACACACUGACGCACUCACACACUUGACACACCAUCACACCAACACACUGAUGCACUCACAUGCUGAACACACCAACACACUGAUACACUCACACACUGACCUAGUACUGCUCUCAUCCUUCAGUGACUUAAUCCUGUGCAGCUGCUGAUGUAAGAUACCUUCCCUCACACACUGCCCUUCCCUCCCCGUUAGCUGACAGAUCUGUAAGGAAGCUUCAGUCAGUGAUAGACCUGAUAGAACACAGCCAUUUGUAAGAAAACAUGAAAAUAUCACACUUGUAGCUAUAGACACAUUAAUCUGCCAUACCUAGCAGUGUAGUGUGGGUCUGUAGUGCUGUGCUGUGCUGUGCUGUGAGGUGUACAGGCACGACCCACUGCUACGUGUACGCUCCCCCGCAAGAUAACAGACAUGCAUAGUUUGUAUACCACAUAUCACCCCCAGAACGAAGAAAAUAAAAGACUUAUUAUCGCAA
Portunus trituberculatus (swimming crab) is the source of this 6752-nucleotide messenger RNA. Its product is annotated as haloacid dehalogenase-like hydrolase domain-containing 5. The transcript is spliced from 7 exons. Gene Ontology annotation, cellular component: mitochondrion. Gene Ontology annotation, biological process: glycerophospholipid biosynthetic process. The record is from RefSeq and is a predicted model, not a curated record. NCBI's taxonomy places the organism in Eukaryota, Metazoa, Arthropoda, Malacostraca, Decapoda, Portunidae. The coding region runs from base 70 to 1326 and encodes 418 amino acids.